Messenger RNA from Meriones unguiculatus (Mongolian gerbil), 702 nucleotides. It is a transcript of the gene Smim18, whose product is annotated as small integral membrane protein 18. NCBI's taxonomy places the organism in Eukaryota, Metazoa, Chordata, Mammalia, Rodentia, Muridae. The record is from RefSeq and is a predicted model, not a curated record. The transcript is spliced from 2 exons. The coding region runs from base 180 to 467 and encodes 95 amino acids.
GCAGGACUUAAUGCAAAUGAGCACAGAGGAAACUGUCAGCUGCAUUAUGCAUCCGACCAAUAGAAACACAGCUCCAUCUUGGCUGUGCACUAGACUGCAUUACAAACAGACGAUACCAUCGCUUCAACAGCAUCUUUCCAGACAAGAGAUUCCAAACGGCACUACAGGUGGCCUCAAGGAUGGCUUCCAGCCACUGGAAUGAAACCACAACCUCUGUGUAUCAGUACCUUGGAUUUCAGGUCCAGAAAAUUUACCCUUUCCAUGAUAACUGGAACACUGCCUGCUUUGUCAUCCUGCUUUUGUUCAUAUUUACUGUGGUGUCCUUAGUCGUGCUGGCUUUCCUUUACGAAGUACUUGACUGUUGUUGUUGUGCUAAGAACAAAACCGUGAAGGACUUGAAAAGUGAGCCGAACCCUCUCAGAAGUAUGAUGGACAACAUCAGAAAACGUGACAGCGAGGUGGUGUAGCCCUCAAGAAGAUGAACAAAAGCUUUAAAAACAGCCUUCUGCCUCUUCUGGGGAAAACAACUUCCUGAAGCCAACCAUUACUACAAAAUUGACUCUGACUUUGAAUAGCUAAAAGAUUUCUAGUAGAAGAAAAAACAAGUGAAAUGUGCACUUUUGUGUCUCCUUCAUUAAACAUACAGUUCAUAACAUGAACUUAGCAGUCUACUUAAUACAGCAUCAAAAACUAGAUGAACUA